AUGAGCCGCCUGUUUGUUGGAGGAAUACCGGCCGGCAGUAGGAUUGCCAGCGAAGUACGUAAUCGUGCCUUCGAAGGAGAUAUUGAAGAUUUGACCCUGCACGGUGAACCAGUCGGACUGUGGAAUGCGAAGAGCGGUGGUGCAGUGAGAGUUCGUGGAGCAGAGCCUCGUCCGCGCACCAAGGAACCCUCUGCACAGCCAGGAGUAUCUCUGAAUGGUGAUGGCUAUAUCGUGUACCAAAUGGGAUACUGGAAUCCUCGUAAACGCGCGGUGUUCUCCUUGUCGUUCCUCACCUUCUCACCAGACGGCUUGCUAUUCUUCAUAGGAAAAGAUGUUGCUGAGGGCGAUGCUCCAGGUGAAAUGUCGACGCUGAGCGUCACUGACUACUUGUACCUUGGAGGAACACCGGCUGGUGUCAAUACCCGCUCUCCUAUCGAACCAUUCCGUGGCUGCAUCAAGUCGGUUCGUCUGGGCUCCGAUGAAAUGGAUUUGUAUGCAAGUUACGCUAGUAAAGGCGUAAGGAACGCAUGCCCUCUUGGAACUGUGAACACGGUAUCAAUUCUAUCUGAUCGAUCGACGGCAGUAUUCGAGAACAUCACAGUUGCGGAUGAAAUGGAUGUAUCGUUACGCUUCAAAACUCGUCGCUCUUCUGGCACACUGUUGACUAUACAGUCGGAUGAGGAUGACUUACUGGCGUUGAAGAUUGAAGACGGUGUUUUGGUGGCAAUGGCUGGCGACGAUAAGGUUUCCUUGGAGUUGGCCUCAGCCGCCGACGAGCAGUGGCACUAUGUGUCCGUACGCAAGACCAAGGAGAUUCUCCGUGUAGACGUGGACGAUUUGCAUUCAAAGGAAGAACGCCGAACUAAUGGAGACGAUGCUGUAGGUCUACUGUACCCUACUGUGAAUGUGGCAUGUGUAGCGCACUAUUAG
Messenger RNA from Cooperia oncophora, 930 nucleotides. The record is from the annotation of a GenBank genome assembly. Lineage: Eukaryota; Metazoa; Nematoda; Chromadorea; Rhabditida; Trichostrongylidae.